AUGGCUUCCACUUCUCCCACUACUCCAUAUUUGAAGCACGAUGUAUUCCUCAGUUUUAGAGGCACAGACACCCGCAAUAGUUUUACCAGUCAUCUUUAUCAUGCUUUGCAGCGAAACCAGAUUGAUGCUUACAUCGAUGAUAAACUUGAUGGAGGAGAAAAGAUCGAGCCUGCCAUCUUGGAAAGGAUUGAAGAGUCGUAUAUUUCGGUAGUCAUUUUCUCUGAAAAUUAUGCAUAUUCUACUUUCUGUUUAAGAGAACUCUCCAAGAUUCUUGAGUGCAUGGAGACCAAACAACAGAUGGUUUUACCAGUUUUUCACCAACUUGAUCCAUGCCAAGUUCAAAACCUGUCUGGGAGUUAUGGAGAUGCACUUUGCAAGCAUGAAAAAGAUUGUGGUUCUAAAGAAGUAGAGAGUUGGAGAAAUGCCUUGAAAGAAAUAGCUAAUCUCAAGGGCUGGAAUUCAAACGUCAUUAAGGAUGAGGCCAAGCUAAUUGAGGAAAUUGUUUCUGACAUUCAAAAUAAAUUACUCCAUGCGCCCUCACCCCCAAUUAAUUCAGAAAGCCCAGUUGGAAUGAAAUCACGCCUUAAGGACAUCGAUUCAUUACUAUCCCUUGGAUCAACCGGUGUGCUCAUUGUGGGAAUCUGGGGGAUGGGUGGUAUAGGUAAGUCAACAACGGCUGAAGCUGUGUAUCAUCGAAACUGUAGUAAAUUUGAAGGCCAUUGCUUUUUCCAAAAUGUUAGGGAAGAAUCACAGAAGCAUGGAAUAGAUCAUGUACGACAGGAAAUUCUUGGUGAAGUAUUAGAGAAGAAAGAUAUGACUAUACGCACAAAAGUGUUGCCACUGGCCAUUAAGCGAAUGCUUCAAAGAAAAAAAGUUCUCAUAGUUCUUGAUGAUGUCAACGAUCCACAAGUUUUAAAAUAUUUACUAGGAGAGGAUGGUUUGUUUGGCCAAGGAAGUAGAAUCAUUGUGACAAGUAGGGAUAGGCAAGUGCUUAUAAAUGCAUGUGAUGAAGACAAAAUUUAUGAGGUCAAAAUUUUAGAUAAAGACGAUGCUCUUCGACUCUUCAGCUUACAUGCUUUUAAGCAAAAUAAUCCCAUAGAAGGAUCUAUUGGGCUAUCAAAAACCGUGGUAAGCUGUGUUAAGGGCAUUCCAUUAGUUCUCGAGGUUUUAGGUGCCAGUCUAUACAGAAAGACUAGUGUAGAAUACUGGGAAAGCAAGGUGGCACAGCUAAGAAAAAAUGGUGGCGAGGACAUUAAGAAAUGUUUGGAAAUGUGCUAUCAUGAACUAGAUCAGACAGAAAAGAAAAUAUUUCUUGAUAUAGCAUGUUUCUUUGGACGGUGCAAAAGGGAUCUCCUCCAACAAACACUAGAUCUGGAAGAAAGAAGUGGGAUAGAUCGUCUAAUUGAUAUGUGUCUCAUAAAAAUUGUUCAAAACAAGAUCUCGAUGCAUGAUGUGCUAGUAAAACUAGGGAAAAAAAUUGUCCACCAAGAAAACGUUGACCCUAGAGAACGUAGCAGGUUGUGGGAGGCUGAUGAUAUCUAUCGUGUAUUAACAACUCAGGGGACUGGAUCAAAAGUGGAAAGCAUAUCCCUCAUCUUGGAUACAACUAAAGACUUAAGUCCUACAGCAUUUGAAGGGAUGUAUAAUUUAAGAUUGCUCAAAAUCUACUACCCACCGGAUCCCUCAAAGGAGCAAAUUAUGAACGGAAAGAGGGUCGGAAUCCACCUUCCAGGAGGGCUUCACUGUCUUUCAAGUGAGCUAAGGUUUCUCUACUGGUAUAAUUACCCUUUGAAAUCCAUGCCAUCAAAUUUUUCCCCUAAGAAAGCUUUUCAACUUGAAAUGCCUUGUAGCCAGCUUGAACAACUUUGGAAUGAAUACCAGCCACUUGAGAAUUUAAAAUUAAUGAAACCCCCUUCCUCAAAGCUGAGCUUAAUUGAUUCAGACCUGUCUAAAGUCCCACACCUUGAGGCUCUACAUCCAGGUAUACCUUCCUCGAUUAAAUACAGCACCAGAUUUACCACAUUAGAGCUUCCCAGACUUGAGAGUUUCUGUACUUUGCCAUCAUCAAUUGGGUGCCUCUCUCAACUUGUUAGAUUAAACUUACCUUUAUGUGAAAGUCUUGCUAGUCUACCAGACAACAUUGAUGAGUUAAAAUCUCUUGUAGAGCUUGAUCUUUAUUCUUGCUCAAAACUAGAAAGUCUUCCAAAUAGCAUUUGCAAGUUGAAAUGUCUUACUAAGCUUAAUCUUGGUUGUCAGCCAAAACUAGCAAGUCUACCUGACAACAUUGGGGAGCUGAGAUCUCUUGUAAAGCUUAGUCUUUCUUCUUGUUCAAAACUAGCUAGUCUACCCGACAGCAUUGGCGAGUUGAGAUCUCUUGUAGAGCUUCAUCUUUCUUCUUGCUCAGGACUAGCAAGUCUACCAGACAGCAUUGGUGGAUUGAAAUCUCUUGAAUGGUUUGAUCUUAAUGGUUGCUUUGGACUAGCAAGUCUACCAGACAGCAUUGGUGGAUUGAAAUCUCUUCAAUGGUUUGAUCUUAAUGGUUGCUUUGGACUAGCAAGUCUACCGGACACCAUUGGCGCGUUGAAAUCUCUUCAAUCACUUAGUCUUCGUGGUUGCUCAGGCCUAGCAAGCCUACCGGACAUAAUUAGCGGGUUGAAAUCUCUUAUGUGGCUUAAUCUUUCUGGUUGCUCAGGACUAAAAAGUCUACCGGAUAGCAUUGGCGAGUUGAAACAUCUUACUACGCUCCUUCUCAGUGGUUGCUUAAAACUAGCAAGUCUUCCAGACAACUUCAUUGAUCUUGAAUUUAGAGGACUUGACAAACAGCGUUGUUAUAUGCUGAGAGGAUUCCAGAAAGUAGAAGAAAUUGCAUCAUCCACCUAUAAAUUGGGCUGCCAUGAAUUUUUAAAUUUGGGAAAUUCUCGUGUGUUAAAAACUCCAGAGAGCUUAGGCUCUUUGGUGUCGCUAACAAAUUUGAGAUUAUCUCAGAUUGAUUUUGAGAGGAUACCUGCAAGCAUCAAGCACCUUACUAAGCUACGUGAACUCUUUUUAGAUGAGUGCAAGCGGCUUCAAUGUUUACCAGAGCUUCCAUCAACUCUACAAGUUUUAAUAGCAUCAGGCUGCAUCUCUCUAAAAUCUGUAGCAGGUAUAUUUAUGCAAGGUGAUAGAGAAUAUGAAGCUGCUUCUCAGGAAUUCAAUUUCUCUGAAUGCCUCCAACUGGAUCAGAAUUCACGCACUAGAAUUAUGGGUGAUGCCCGUUUACAAAUUCAACGCACGGCAACAUCAUUGUUUGAUCAGCAAUAUCAUUGCAAGCCCAUUAGAGUUCGGUUGUGUAUUCCUGGGUUGGAAGUUCCGGAGUGUUUUAGUUAUAAAAAUAGAGAAGGAUCUUCAGUAAAAAUCGGGCAACCAGCUCAUUGCUAUCGUGGUUUCACUUUCUGCGCUGUUGUUUCAUUUGGCCAAAGCGGGGAAAGGCGUCCGGUUAAUAUUGAAUGUGAAUGCCAUUUGAUAAUCAAAGAUGGAACCCAGAUUGAUCUCAGUUCCUACUACUACGGAAAAUAUGAAGGAAUGGCGAGCAGUACUGUAUGGAAAAGGGAGCAUGUGUUCAUUUGGAGUGUCCACUCUAAGUGCUUUUUCAAGGAGGCCUCGUUCCAUUUCAAACCACUGUGCGGAGCCACUGAUGUGGUGGUUCAGUGUGGAGUUCAUCCAUUGUUAAAGUAGGAGCAACCAUGCGCUAAAAUGGACAAACUUGUGACAUUGCACUGUAGCGCAGAUAAUUAUCUAGUAUUAACUAUAAACUAAAAGAGAAGAGGUUCGAGAACAAUCGAUUCCAGAAGCCAAGGAAGCAACCAGUGACUUCAAGCAUACAUGUUGAUUGGUUUUGAUAUUGAAACACACAGUACAUUCGUAUUGACAUUUUCACUUUCAGAUUUUGUGUUCUGCUCAGGACUCAAAACUCAACACUCAAUAUGUGAGAUUUUCUGAUAUCAUUCAAUUGUACAUCUCAAGUCCUUGAAUUAUGUAUCCUUUGAGUUCUCUGAAUGAUGUGUCCCCUGCUUCCUUGAGUGACAUGAAGGAUUUGUAUGGUAUAUUUGCAGUUCAGGCAUGUCAAAGUUUCAUGUUUUUGUUCUUUCGGGGAUGCAUGGUUUGUACUCCUCUUAUUAACUUUAUGUUCAUUGUGAAUGAAACCUAAGUACAGUAUAAAGACUCUGUUGUCA
This is a messenger RNA of Populus euphratica (Euphrates poplar), 4211 nucleotides long. Its product is annotated as TMV resistance protein N-like. The coding region runs from base 1 to 3714 and encodes 1237 amino acids. The transcript has 8 exons. Gene Ontology annotation, molecular function: ADP binding. Gene Ontology annotation, biological process: defense response; signal transduction. The record is from RefSeq and is a predicted model, not a curated record. Lineage: Eukaryota; Viridiplantae; Streptophyta; Magnoliopsida; Malpighiales; Salicaceae.